Messenger RNA from Drosophila subpulchrella, 2243 nucleotides. RefSeq lists its product as uncharacterized. The transcript is spliced from 6 exons. The coding region runs from base 66 to 1511 and encodes 481 amino acids. NCBI's taxonomy places the organism in Eukaryota, Metazoa, Arthropoda, Insecta, Diptera, Drosophilidae. The record is from RefSeq and is a predicted model, not a curated record.
UGUGUUGCAUCUGCCAUCUGCAACGUGCAACUAGUGAAAAUAACAGAGCGAAAAAGUUUGCAAAAAUGAGUGUAUCAAAAGAUAAAGAUACAACUUUAGUUCCCACGGUCAGAGAAGUACAGCAAAAGUUUGCAGAGAUCCUAAGUCAUGGAGAGGAUAUAACCUGGGAUCUGCUUACGCUUAACCAGGCAGAGGUUCUAAAAAGGAAGUUGUCCCUGUUCAAAGCCAAUACUAACAUGUUCUAUUGGAUUUGGAAUCAAAGAAAAUACACAAAUGGACAGACUUUAACGUCCCUCUUUUUUGUGAUGAUAGUGGACAAUGUGAGCAAUCCACAGCUGGCCGAGGAAAGCAGAUCCUGGCAUCUGUAUCCUGUUUUCCGAUGUCGACGCUGUGUGGACAAAACUGGCCAAGCCAGUGGCAUCGACUGUUGCAUGGCGUAUGUGACUCAGAACUCAUGUUGUGGAAACUGGAAAGAGUUUCUGUUGCUGCCAGAUUUUCGUCAAGGUUUAAUGGUUACCCCAUAUCGUGGAGUGUAUAAACUGAUUGAUGGCCAGGUUGAGCUAAAAACCUAUUCCAUCACAGACCGACCUUGCUCAGGACUUUUAACAAAAGUCAAGGAAUUCUCUAUAACGCCUGAGUCCUUGGCAUUAGCUUCCAAAACGCUUAUUACUCGUAAAAAACCAGAAAAUGUGUUUGAUUUUCCAUUGGUUUAUGAAUUUUGUACAUGUGAACGGAUGCUCAGUUUGCUCUUGAAUCCUGAUAACGUGCAGCCAUCUUGUGACAUAAUUGAUCUUUCCGAAUCUUUAGUUCUAUUUACGGAUACUUUAAAUAAUUUUCGUCUGGCAUCAAGAAUGAUCAAAGAAGUAAAUAGUGCAAGCAUCUUGAUUAAUCAGCAAAGAAGCGUUUUUGAAAAGAUAUCCGAGGAAGCUGCUCGAAUUGAGGGCAAAGUGGAUCUUAUACGUAGUGCUAACGGAGUUCCCGAAAAAGUUGAGCUCGACAAGCUUUUUCAACCAAUUCAGAAAAAGAGAAAACUAAGAAAAUUACCCGAAACACCCAUGAAUAUCAUUGAUGUACCUGAUUCUCCAGAAAUCACCACAAUUAAAGUGAAAGGAGAAGAUAUAAACCUGAAAGUCUAUGGCAUGCUUCUUAGAGAACACAUCGUUAGCUUGGAGACCUUUGAAAUUCUGAUUACCAGCAUGUCUGAGCAUUUGGAACCCGAAACGUUCAAACUAAUUUUACAACUCACGCAAACUUUUGUGGAAAACACCAGGGAAGAAAUGUGCCAACUGCUGAAAUAUUAUUUUUCCACGGAAUCCUUUCUGUAUCAGAUAAUUUUGAGUAUAAGAAGAUAUUAUCCAAGAUGGGACUUCGAUGAAAUUGAAGAGCAAUCAUCAGAAAUUUUAAGGCGUUUGCGGUAUUUCUUUGCCUCUUCUGACCCGAAUUCUCAUAUUGAAUUUCUGAAGAAGUGCGACAAAUGUGUCGGUUACUAUGACUUAUUUAAUAAUAAUUAAAUAUAAUAAUAUAGCAUUGUUUAGUACAUAAGAGUGAACGCGUUUUUUUCAAAAUCAUUCGGAUUUUUUAGUGGUACAAAAUUGUAUGGCAAGCAUUCCUUAAUAUAAGUAAUGCUGAAAAAUUGUAUAAUUAUUCAAACAUUUAUUUUAAACAUAUAUUCAAUUAAGAAUCGUUACCUCAAUGCAGAUAUGAAGAGGGUACACAUUGAAAAAUCUAAAUGUUUAUUCUGUUAUACCUUUAUCGAAAUAAAUAUAAACGUUGAAAUAAAUAAUUCCCAUACGUAAGUGUGUCGAAAAUUGUAUAUUCUAAGCUGGGGCGUGAUAAUGUGUUUAACUACAUACAAUACGUAUAUCAGAGUUAUUUUAGAGCUAGGGAUUAGCUUAUUAAGAAUGGUUUCCACCGAUUUACACGAUAUUUAUAUAAGUAUAUGUAACAUUGACUAAGAUAAGACUAAGCCUAGUGAUUCGGUUAAGAUGAGUAGUUGUACAUGAAAGCGAUCACAAUUGUCAGAUGGAGGCGUGUGCGGUGACCUUACCGAUCUAAUUAAGGGCUAGCAUCUUUAGGCGAUUUUCGGCUUGCUCUGCCGACGAUUAAGCAAACUGGAAAGAUUGCUGAAGGGCAGCUCGAAGGACAGGGAAAAGAGGAUGGAGGCCAGGUAGACGAUGACAGCGAAGCCGCAGGUGACCACGCACUAUAGUUGAACAGAAAAUUAAUAAAAAUUGAUUCAAAAA